AUGCUGGCAUGGCAGGACGGCGGGGCCAAGGCGCCUCCUGCCCAUCACAAGAUCUCCUUCUCAGUCCUCGACAUCCUGGACCCGCAGAAAUUCACGCGUGCUUCUCUCCCAGUCGUGCACCCCGCUUCCUGGGAAGCCAAGAAAAGUUUGGCGGAGGUCGAAGCGGAGAAGGACGCCAGCCCGGGGGAGCCGGUACGACAGCAGAGAUCUGAUGCUGCGGGCCAAAGCGCCGGUCCCGCAUCCCCCUUGGAGGGCUCGGAGGCCGAGGCGGCGGCAGAAGAGGACGCGGAGGCCGCCGGGCGGCCACGGCAGCGGGAGCCGGCGGCGCGCUCUCCCGAGGCUCGGGCGGCGGCGCAGGCGGCGGCCGGCGGGGGCGGCCCCGUGGGCUCCCCGGGCCCUCCCGGCUCCCCGCGGCCCCGGCGCCGGCGCGCAGAGCCCAGCUGCGCCAAGCCGCGGCGCGCGCGCACCGCCUUCACCUACGAGCAGCUGGUGGCCUUGGAGAACAAGUUCCGCGCCACGCGCUACCUGUCCGUGUGCGAGCGCCUGAACCUGGCGCUGUCGCUUAGCCUAACCGAGACGCAGGUCAAAAUCUGGUUCCAGAACCGCAGGACCAAGUGGAAGAAGCAGAACCCGGGCGCCGACGGCGCGGCGCAGGCGGGGGGCGGCCCGCCCCAGUCCGGGACGUCGGGGGCCGCUGCGGGGACCUGCGGGGGCGGCACGGGGGGCAGCCCAGGCCCGCCGGGCCCCGGCGCUCUGCCCUUCCAGACUUUCCCCUCCUACUCGGCGGCCAACUUACUCUUCCCGGCCGCCGCCUCCUUCCCGCUCACGGCCGCGGCCGGGAGUCCCUUCGCGCCCUUCCUCGGCCACUCCUACUUGGCCCCCUUCUACGCCCCGCACUUAUAA
Molecule: messenger RNA, 903 nt
Organism: Ochotona curzoniae (black-lipped pika)
Lineage: Eukaryota; Metazoa; Chordata; Mammalia; Lagomorpha; Ochotonidae
Gene: NKX1-2
Product: NK1 homeobox 2
Exons: 2
Coding region: 1-903 (300 amino acids)
Biological process (GO): regulation of transcription by RNA polymerase II; cell differentiation
Cellular component (GO): nucleus
Molecular function (GO): RNA polymerase II cis-regulatory region sequence-specific DNA binding; DNA-binding transcription factor activity, RNA polymerase II-specific
Source: RefSeq, a predicted model, not a curated record